AUGCUAUAAAUAAUGAAUACUGUUUAGAAAAUAAAAGAUUCAAAAUCAAUUUCAAAUGAGAGUAUAAGGAUUGAUUCAUCUCAAUCAAAUGUAAUACAUAAUAUUGAUAAAACACAAUUGUAUUAUAAAUAUGUAAUUAUAAUAGUUAGAAUCCCGUUUUUAAGAUUGCCCCAUUAGAUAAUUUUCAAAGUGUGAGUGAUAAUAAAUAUUCACAUAUAUUUAGUUCAUUUGCUCAAUCUCCUAGACAAGAGGAAUAAUAACACUUAAAUUAGUUAGGAAAUUAGUAAAAAUCAAAAAAGAGAGCAUUUUCUUUAACAGAACCUGAAACAAUAAAAAAAGAUCACAAAUACAAUGCAUCUGAUGGAGAUUUAAUAAAUUAGAAAACAUAUACUGUCCAUACAACAAGAAUAUUAGAAUGUAUAAGGAAAGAAAGAGAUAAUUAAUUAAAUGCUGAAACGCCAAAACUAGGUUAAAAUUAGUUAUAGGAUUCAUAAUUAACAGUAAAAUAGAUAUAUGAUUAAUAAUAAUAUUAUUCUCCAAGAAAUAUGGAUCAUAAAUUUAAUGAUUGUUCUAGUUUUGAAGCUAAAUAAACAUAAACAACUACAAUAGGUUCAAUCACUAGUAAAAAUCAAUUAGAUAAUAUAUUAAAAGAAUGUUUAUUAAAUUUUGAGAAGAAUAAGGCAGUUAGAGCUGAUGAAUAUGUUGCCUGUCUUAUAUUUUGA
Molecule: messenger RNA, 722 nt
Organism: Paramecium primaurelia
Lineage: Eukaryota; Ciliophora; Oligohymenophorea; Peniculida; Parameciidae
Source: the annotation of a GenBank genome assembly